Molecule: messenger RNA, 1364 nt
Organism: Contarinia nasturtii (swede midge)
Lineage: Eukaryota; Metazoa; Arthropoda; Insecta; Diptera; Cecidomyiidae
Product: ly-6/neurotoxin-like protein 1
Exons: 3
Coding region: 857-1264 (135 amino acids)
Source: RefSeq, a predicted model, not a curated record
UAAGCUACGUAAACAUUGCAUAUCAGUUGGAGCAGUUGUUGAUGGACCAUUCUCCGACUCCGUGUUUGUCCUCUAUGCACAUAUCGCAUGUUCGAACACGAACAGUGUGCGUCGAACUUUAGAACCGUAACAACGGACUUCGAUUACCAAUGAGUGCUUGAAUAUUCCCUUCGAAAUAUACGAAUUCAAUUUUACGUCACCACAACACGUAAUAUCAUCAUCAUCAUCACCAGCAAGGCGUAGAGAUACGUUGACCAAAACACCAAUACAUACGCAUACACGCAUUCAAAAUAAAUUUAAAAAUAAAUAAUAAAUCCAUUAAAACGACGAUUUAAUUAAAAAAUCAAUUACGACAGAUUUAAUCGCGAUUAAAUCGAAUCCGAACAUGAAUAAGGAUUUAAAAUAACGAUAAAAAUAUUAAAGCAAAAAAAAGAGAGAAAAUAUUAUGAAAAUUUAAAAGGAAUUAAGAAACGUCGCGUACAACAAAGUAGAUCACACCAUUUCGAAAAGAAAAUUAAAAGUUAUUAGGCAAUAUAACGAGCAUAAACUGGCCAAGCAAAAAGAAAAAGUUGUGAAAAUUACAGUGCAAGAAGAAAUCCAAACUAUUAAAGUUAUCCACAUAUCAUCAAUAAUUCAAGAAUAGUUUCGAAAACUUGUACAAAUAUUUAUUUAGUUGGUCGGUACAGGCAUAUUUCAAAUAAAUAGCCAAAUAACAAAAGCAGUGGCGCUAACAUUUGAAGACAACAAUAAUAAAAAGAAGAAAAAACUUGGCAAAUAAAUUUCGAACUUGAACAAAUAAAAGUACCACUCCACAAUCCAAUAAAGUCCAAAAGAAUAGUGUGGAAAGCGAAAAGAAAUGGCAACGAUGAGCCUUAGCAAACUAUUGUUCAUAAUUUUAGUCACAAAAUCGUUGAUUUUUGCCGAAGCAUUAAAAUGCUACCAAUGCGGUCAAUACAAUGAUGGUGUUGGUUCGAUUACACCUUGCUUAAAUUACACGGAGCAAACAGCACCGUUUUAUUUGAAAGAUUGCCCACGAUCAUCGGAUGCUUAUUGCAUUAAAUACAAGAGCGAGCUUUCAGAAAAUUCGAUUCGGGAUUGUGUAGCUAGUUGCACCGAGAAGGAAGUGUGGAAUACACGGACCUAUUGCUGCAACGUGGAUGCCUGCAAUGACGCAUUUACCAUAACCAUAAGCAAAACAGCACUUGUUCCUGUUCUGGUUGCAACACUGUACGCUUCGACCGCCGUAAUAUUUCGCCGACAAUAAACAUCAGCGACAACAGCGAUAAUAACCGAAACCAAAAGUAUAACAGCGAAAAUGUGACUUUUCAAACUGAAUAUAUACAAAACAGAGAGAAAAAAAAAAA